GCCAUUUUUACUGUUGAGUAACUGCAUGCUGGUCUGCCUGCGCUGGAGAGAGGGUGAGAGAGGAAUAAAGUGCUCCGCCAGGAUCUUAUCGGAGCCCUCUCCCCUCUCUCGCCUUCCCCUCUCUUCGUUGUACACAUCUCGCUAGCUGCUUGUGUCCAUUUAAGUUGGGGAGGCCCUGGAGAGGACACACAAUGGAGCGAAGAGCCUGUGGCAACUGGGCCGUUGUACUGCUGAGAGGGGGAUGGGGUAGAGAGAGGACCGGUUCACACAGCUAACACAGCCUACCGGCUGUAGGUUUCCAACAGCCUCUCCUCCCUGCUUGGACCCACUGUUUCCAGGCUGGGCCAUUUUUCCUGGAAGAGCCAGCCUCAAACUCCGCUUGGACUACACUAAGGAUUACUGACCGCUCUCUGUGGGAUUUUAGGAUACAUACUGGAGCCUGAAGAAUAAGUCUCUUUUGUGUUUUGGAUGGCAAAAAGGGAAAAACAAACUUCUGUAUAAUUUUUUCUUGCUGCUUUCUAGUUUUUGGUUUCUGUUUCUGUUUAGUGGAGCUCAUAAAUGGAUUACAAGAUGCAUGCCAAGUCAAAUGAUUUGCUGGAUUUUCAAAAACUGGAUGCCCUUCUGGAAAAGAUUGCACAUUCAGUCUCUGUGAAGAGAGAGUCCAGUGAGGAGUGCAAUGGGAUCAGCGGUGCUCUGUCAGUGGAGUCUGUGCCGGGGCCAAGACUAAACUGGUGUCCUGCCAACACCACUACCCCUGCCCCUGCUCCAGCUCCAGCUCCCGCUCCGGGGCCCGAGCCCACGCCCUACCCUGUCAGAAUGGGGGACGGCCUGGACACAGCGCAGAUGUCGGGCAGCAGCAGCAGCAGCCAGGGGCAGGCCCAGCAAAUGGGCAAUCCCCCAGCCCCAGAAUAUAUCGACCCCAGCAGGCCAAAGCGCCAGACCAAUCAGCUGCAGUACCUGCUCAAGGUGGUGGUGAAGUCCUUGUGGAAGCACCACUUUGCCUGGCCUUUCCAUGCACCAGUGGACGCAAUCAAACUUAACCUGCCUGACUACUACACAAUAAUCAAAACUCCUAUGGACAUGGGAACAAUCAAGAAAAGGCUUGAGAACAGUUACUACUUGAAUGCCCAAGAAUGUAUCCAAGACUUCAACACAAUGUUUACCAACUGCUACAUAUACAACAAGCCUGGGGAUGACAUAGUCUUAAUGGCUGAGGCUCUAGAGAAGGUUUUCCUCCAAAAGGUUACAGAAAUGCCUCAGGAAGAAACCGAGAUUGUUGUCAUGACAGGGAAGGGACGUGGCCGGGGCCGAAGAGAUGGAGGUCUAAGCAUGAAACCAGGGGCCAUCAUUGAUUCUUCAUCCACAACCCCACAAACGCGUGGUCUGUCAAACCUCUCAGCAGCACCACAGACUCGAGGACCAGUGCAGGGCCCGCCUUCACUACCUCCGCAGCCUUUGAUGCAGGCCCUGCCGCCCCACGUGCCCCCAACAUUAUCCAGCCAUGCGCCCCAGCUUGGAGCUCCCUACUCCCUGGGCCAAUCAGACUGCGCUCCUCAAGUUCCUCUCAUGACUUCUGUGCCUCCCCCCGCUCAGACCUCUCUUCCCCCUGCAUCCAUCCAGAGCACUGCAAUGCUGCAGACCCCUAUAACCAUGACCAAACAAAGAAAGAGCCAAAAAAGGAAAGCAGACACUACAACGCCCACAGCAAAUGACCAACUGAGUGAAUCUUCGCCAGCAGAGUCCAAGUCUGGGAAGACACUACCCAGGCGAGAGAGCGCCAGGCCUAUGAAACUGAUGAAGAAGGAAGCUCCAGACUCUCAGCAUCACAUAGGCAUUGGGAUGGGACUGAGCGGACCAAGUGGCGGCCAUAGCCCAAAACCACAAGAUCAGCUUGGAUACUGCGCUGGUCUGGUCAGGGAGAUGCUGUCCAAGAAACACACCGCAUAUGCCUGGCCAUUCUACAAACCCGUUGAUGUGGACGCACUGGGACUACAUGAUUAUCACGAAAUCAUCAAACAUCCAAUGGACCUCAGCACCAUCAAGGCAAAGCUGGAGAACAGGCAAUACCGGGAACCCCAGGAGUUUGCUGCUGACGUACGAUUAAUGUUUUCCAACUGCUACAAAUAUAAUCCGCCAGACCACGAGGUGGUAGCUAUGGCCCGCAAACUACAGGAUGUCUUUGAGAUGCGCUUUGCUAAGAUGCCAGAUGAACCUGAGAGCAAGCCUCUGAUUUCUGCCCCAGCUCCUACUCUUCACCAUCCUGCCCCUGUUAAACCUCAGCCCCCUUUGGCCCACGUCGCCUCGUCUUCAGACAGCUCCAGUGACUCGUCCUCUGAGUCUGAGUCUUCCACUGAUGACUCUGAAGAGGAAAGAGCUCAGAGGUUGGCAGAGCUCCAGGAACAGUUGAAAGCUGUCCAUGAGCAGCUGGCUGCCCUGUCCCAACCACAAGCCAGCAAACCAAAGAGAAAAGAGAAGGAGAAGGAGAAGAAGGAGAAGGAGAAGAAAAAGGAGAAGCAUAAGAAGAAAGGAGGGAUGCCUAGCCUUGUAGAUGAGAUCCAGGAUGCUACACCUGUUUCACAGCUGAAGAAGAAUAAGACCAGUAACAAUAACAACAGAGAGAUUGUUCCCAAGAAGAAACCCAGUAAAAAGGAGGUGAUGAAAAGUAAUCAUCCCCCCAACCUGCAGCCGGUACCCUGCCAGGAAGACGACCUGGGAGCCACUGGGUCAUCAGUUACAGGGGAAAAGUGCAAACCUAUGACAUACGAGGAGAAGAGGCAGCUGAGCUUGGACAUCAACAAGCUUCCUGGGGACAAGCUUGGCCGCGUAGUGCAUAUUAUCCAGUCCAGAGAGCCUUCGCUCAAAAACUCGAACCCUGAUGAGAUUGAAAUUGACUUUGAGACGCUGAAGCCUUCCACUUUGCGGGAGCUGGAGAGAUACGUGUCUUCCUGCCUCCGCAAGAAGAAAAAGGUUCCAGUUGAGAAGACUGUAGAGUCCAUGGCUACCUCCAAAAAGACUGGAUCUUCUUCAGAGAGCAGCGGCUCCAGCUCCGAUAGUGAGAUUGAUGGAACAGGAAUAAUAAAACAGCUGAAAAAGAAGAGCCACUCUACGAAGGAGGGGAAGAAGACGCAUCCUCAUGUUCAGACCGGCCCUGCUCAGACUGUGCUUCAGUCUCAGCCUGUGGGCAUUCAGUCCAGCAGUCAGCUGAAGCAGCAGCAGCAGCAGCAGCAGCAGCCCUCUCCUGCAGGGUUCAUACCUCCCCCUGUUGCUGCUCUGGAGUCUUCCCAGUUACUGGAGAAUAGCUUUGAUUCCCUGCCGCCUUUCGGGCAGCCCCUUAUGCACCUGGCCCACCACACAGGCAACUCCUCCUCUCCUGCACCACCUCACCUCAAUGCUCAUUCUGCUGGGCCAGUGUCCCCUGAGACACACCCCUUCCUCAACCAGCAUCCCGUCCUCCCCUCUCCAGCCUUACACAGUUCCAUGCCUCAGCAGCCUUCUCGUCCCAGUCACAAGGCAGCUCCUCUUCAUCCCAAACCCCCCCAGCAGCAACAAGCACCACCUCAGCAGCAACCGUCACUGCAGCAGCCGCAGCCGCCGCCGCAGCCACCACCACAGCCGCCACCGCAGCAGCAGCAGCAGCAGCAGCAGCAGCAGCAGCUCCAGCCCCAGUCAGCAGCACCACCACCACCACCACCACCACAGCACCAGCUUCCCUCUCAGAUACUCCACCCUCCUCAGCCCCUGCACCAGCGGCCGAUGUCCCCUCCAACGCUCACACCCCAAGGCUUGCUGUCCUCUCAGCCUCCGCAGAUGCUGUUGGAGGAUGAUGAAGAGCCAGGGUCUACAACGCCUAUGAACCAAGUACAGUUAUACCUACAGCAGUUCCAGCAAGCCCGGCAGCCCCAACAGUCCAUGCAGUCGCUCCAGGCACAGGCUCGUCAACAACAGCAGCAGCAGCAGCAGCAGCAACAGCAACAACAACAACAACAGCAGCAGCAGCAGCAGCAGCAACAGCAACAGCCAGGGCAGACUUCUCUCCUGCAGGUUGUCCAGUCACAACUCUCCUCUCAGACCACACUGCCUCCUCCCCAGCUCCCCGUGCAGCCCCAGCCAGUCCCAUCCCAUCCAGCUCUGCCCCAACAGAUGCCCCUGCACCCGGCCCGCCACCUGCAGCACACCCAACAGCAACCACAGCAGCAGCAACUGAACUACCAGCAGGUCCCCGGACUUGCCGGUCAGUCUCAAGCAUCACAACAUAAAGUAACCAUGCCUGGCAACAAAGCACAGCAGAUCAUUCAGCAGCAACAAGAGCAACCCUCCCCUCGUCUCGCGAAGGCUGACCCUUACGGCACAGGUCACAUGAGGGACAACCCCUCUCCUCUCAUGAUGCAUUCCCCACAGCUUCCCCAGUAUCCACCUGUGUCUCAUCAGUCUCCUCCUCACAACAUGCAACCCAAAAAGCAGAGGGCCCCUGGGAGCCAAGGUGGGUUAAAGGAGGAGAAGCUUUCUCCAUCCCCAGUGAUGAGAGGAGAACCAUUUAAUCCUGCGAUGAGACCAGACCAUCACAAACAUGACAUCAAGCCCUGCCCACCAGGCCACGUCCAACAGAAUGUGAAGUCCAUGGAGAAAUCUCUACACGUCAUCCGCUCCUCUGAGCCCAGUGGGCCGCCCUCCUCUCUUCAAGACAAGGAUAAGUUCAAACAGGAGUCAAAGGUCCCCAUUGCACCCAAAAAGGUACAGGACGUGAAGCUGAAGAAUAUGGGCUCAUGGGCCAGCCUGGCACAGAAGUCCACAUCAACGCCAUUAUCAGCAGUGAAGUCAUCCAGUGACAGUUUUGAGCAAUUCCGCCGUGCUGCCCGAGAGAAAGAGGAGAGGGAGAAGGCCCUGAAGGCCCAAGCUGAGCAGGCGGAAAAAGACCGGCUACGCAGAGAGCAGGACAAGCUGCGUGGUCGAGAUGAAGAGGACAUCAUGGAGCCGAGCAGGAGGGUGCACGAGGAGCCACGCAGGCGUCUUGAGCAGCAGCACAUACAAGCCCCUUCACAACAGCAACAACAGCAACAACAACAACAGCAGCAGCAGCAGCAGCAGCAGCAGCAGGUGCAGCAGGAGCCCCAGCCGGCUGCAAUCCAGCAGCCUCCUCAACCCCCCACACCACCUCAGCCUACCACACAAAACCCCCUAGACCAACAGAGGGAACUAGCACGCCGUCGAGAGCAGGAGAGGAGGCGGCGGGAAGCGAUGGCAGCGACUAUUGACAUGAAUUUCCAAAGUGACUUAAUGGCCAUCUUUGAGGAGAACCUGUUUUGAGGAGAGAAGCAAGUGAAACGUAACUGCAAAAAAGAAAAAAAAAAAAAUAGGAUGACGUCCUCUGAAGCGAGAUGUGGAGACCGUGCACCACAGAGGGACGUGGACUGCAUGUUUAUGUGACGGGCCCUGUCGAGACUGAGUGCAAGCGCUGGACGGUGGUCCCAGCUCGCUUUGCUCUUGUGGACUGAACACACGAGACACACGGGGGACGGUCUCGUUGUUUCAGAUGUCAUUACCUGGGAAUUUAGCAUCGCCUGCCUGACGUCUCAGAACAGGAGAAAGUGGACCCCUUGUUGGGACAGUUGCCUUUGUUACACUUGACUCUUCCGGUGUGCGUCAGGGCGGUGACAGCAUCCACAGUAAAGACUUCCCAGGGAUGAGACAAAUGCUCUGAUAAUGUACUGACAGACUGUGCAGAAGUUUUUUCAAACUGCCACAUGUCUGAGAUGGUGCAGAAGACUGGUCUUUUAUGUUCUGUUUUGUUUUGUUUGUUGUAAGUGAACACAUGAAAUAGUCGUGGGAGGCGUGGGGCGGGGACUUCAAUACUGUAAAUCAUGUAUAUUUCUCAGCAGAGAAGGUACAGUUUGCCUUACACCUCUUUCCUAAACAUCAUGAUCUAUGGCCUGCGCACAUGGACAAACCAAUAACAUUUACAAACAGGACUAGGAGCAGUGGAGACCUUUUUCAUCAUCUAGUAUCUACUGUAAAGAAGUAUUUUCUUAUACUACAAUAACUGUUUAUUUUGGGUCUUAUUUUUUUUCCUUUCUCUUUGAAUCUUCACACUGACACACUCCGCCAGCUACAUCUAUGCCAAACAACCCAAUAUCUUUUAUGCUAAAUUACUUGUCCUAAAACAUCGUAGAAAGCUAGUGGGGGAAAAAAUAACUGAAUAUAUGCAUCACCAUAGUUCCAGCAAGUAUUUAUCUAAGACAGACAGAUCAGUUAACAUUUUCAUCUUGCCUUGUAUUUUUCAUUUAAAUUCACAAGAGGGGGAAGAUCUAGCCGUUUCUGAGCUUUAGUUAAUAUAAUUUCACUACAAGUGUCACACCAUUGUUUGUAUUAUAUGUUUUUAAGAUCAUAUUGGAUAAGGUUGUAUCAUUGACCCGUCAAUGGUCACACUACCGGACCAGUUAAGCCCCUCGCUGUUGAUGCUCUGGUCUUAUCUAAAGGAUUUGAUCAAAUGUAGACCGAGUGCUUAAGAACAAACGGGACAAUCAGGGGAAUAAGACAAACGUUUAACAUCUUUCUGUAGCUCUAUCAUGAAGGUUUUUUUUUUGUAUCAAAUCGUCUCCUAAUUCAGUAAGAGCACGCUGUUGACAGUACAAAACAAAACCAUUACAAAAGUCUGGAAAUGGAAAAUGGUGGGGGGAAAAAACAGUUUUGCUUUCUAUCUUCGUUCUUGUUUGAUAAUAGUGGAUGUGAGUUCCGAUUCUGUCCUUGGAGACAUUGUUGGAUGGGCUGAAAUCUGAACCCGUCCUGUCCUCUCUACUUGUCUCUUACGGUGUUUUUUCUCCAGUGCCUGUAUUGUAUUGCAAAUCUCGUUGGCUUCUAUUACACUUUGAGGGGUUUAGAAAGGGCAAAGUGAGGAAUGGGAGGUGUAAUAUUUGAACGGGGUGGGAGACUUUUGAAAGAGUUUGUGUUUAAAAAAGAAAAAAAAUAGAAAAAGAAAAAAAAAGGUAAUUAAAAAAAAGGAAAAGACAGCAUUUUAUAUUUUACCCGUUGUCAAUAUUCGGGUUUUAAAUUUAGUUUUAGCUGGACUUCUAUGAGUGUACACACAUGACAACUACUUUCUCAUUUUGUUCAGUCGACAGAUUUUAGGUAGAUAUGUUUCAGCGUUGCCACACUAGCGUUUGAGUCUGUGAGUGUGACUGUAAAUUUGGACGGCUGUGUGACUGUGUGUUUUUGUGUGUGGUGCAGGGAGGCAUGUUCCCGAUGUAGAUAAGCAUUCUAUUAAUGAGGAGACUAAAAAGAUGAGCAGUACUUUAGGAGAACUUGUUUCUGUGCUUAAGUCACCUUUUCAUUUCUAUGAAGUCCACCAUAUAUGAAUAUAUAAUUUUAUUAUUAGACUGGUAUUGAAAGGGUAACAGAAAUCCUUAAUUGCUUUUUUUUUUUUAGUCUUUGCUCCUUCUCACAAUAACUGUUGGACAUAAUGUGCCAUGAGUUCUGCAGAGAAUGUGCUGACCCACAGCUCAGCCCAGAGUUUGAUUUAUUCAGGUAUUUUAUUGUGUUACAUUUGUUCUGUUGGAGGGGCGGGGGGGUUGUUCAAACAUUUUCCUCGAUUAUCGUUUGGUAUGUGAGUGGUCUAUCGAGGUCUCUGAUUAAGUCUGUUAUGAUCAUUGAAUAAACUCAUCUCUUUUAUAGAAAAUAAAAAAAUAAACUAAA
This is a messenger RNA of Mugil cephalus (flathead mullet), 7686 nucleotides long. It is a transcript of the gene brd4, whose product is annotated as bromodomain containing 4. The transcript has 19 exons. The coding region runs from base 559 to 5304 and encodes 1581 amino acids. NCBI's taxonomy places the organism in Eukaryota, Metazoa, Chordata, Actinopteri, Mugiliformes, Mugilidae. Gene Ontology annotation, cellular component: nucleus; chromatin. Gene Ontology annotation, biological process: chromatin remodeling; positive regulation of transcription elongation by RNA polymerase II. The record is from RefSeq and is a predicted model, not a curated record.